Aspergillus affinis is the source of this 1758-nucleotide messenger RNA. It is a transcript of the gene sti1, whose product is annotated as Hsp90 cochaperone STI1. The transcript has 4 exons. The record is from RefSeq and is a predicted model, not a curated record. Bases 1 to 1758 code for a protein of 585 amino acids. Gene Ontology annotation, molecular function: Hsp90 protein binding. NCBI's taxonomy places the organism in Eukaryota, Fungi, Ascomycota, Eurotiomycetes, Eurotiales, Aspergillaceae.
AUGGCUGACGCUUUGAAAGCAGAAGGCAACAAGGCCUUCUCUGCUAAGGACUACGGUACCGCCGUUGAGAAGUUCACUCAGGCAAUUGCAAUCGAACCCCAGAACCACAUCCUGUACUCCAACCGUUCGGCUGUCUAUGCCGCGCAGUCCGAGUACCAGAAGGCGCUCGACGACGCCGAAAAGGCGACGGAAAUCAAACCCGACUGGUCCAAGGGUUGGAGCCGUAAGGGCGCUGCCGCCCGCGGUCUCGGAGAUCUUUUGUCCGCGCACGACUCCUACGAGGAAGCCCUGAAAUACGAGCCCGGCAACGAGCAAGCCAAGUCCGGCCUGGCCGCCGUCAAGAGGGCCAUCGAUGCUGAAGCCAAGGCUGACGGCGUCACCGGUGACCCCACGGGCGGACUCGGUGGAAUCUUCAACGACCCCCAGCUUUUCCAGAAACUCGCCAGCAACCCCAAGACCUCAUCCCUUCUGGCCGAUGGCGAGUUCAUGUCGAAACUGCAGCGCAUCCAGCAGAACCCCAACAGCGUCGGAGCCGAGCUCCAGGAUCCCCGCUUCCUGCAGGUGAUGAGCGUGUUGCUCGGUAUCGAUAUGAGCUUCGGUGCUCCCCCUGAGGCCGCCGGUGCCGCCGGUGGUGCCGGUGGUGCCUCCGCGGCCCCGGAGGCUGAAGACGAGGAAAUGCCCGAUGUCCGUCCUCCCCCCUCGCAACCCAAGAAGGCGCCCGAGCCUGCCCCCGAGCCCGAGCCCGAGGAUGAAGAAGCCCUCGCCAAGAAGAAGGCGCAGGAGGCCGGAGAUGCCGAGAAGAAGAUUGGAAACGACUUCUACAAGAAGAAGCAGUUCGACGAGGCCAUCGAGCACUACAACAAGGCCUGGGAGCUGAACAAGGAUGUCACCUACCUGAACAACCUUGGAGCCGCCAAGUUCGAGAAGGGUGAUCUGCAGGGCACCAUCGAGACCUGCCAGAAGGCCGUGGAGGAGGGCCGCGAGCACCGGGCCGACUUCAAGGUCAUUGCCAAGUCGUUCGCCCGUAUCGGUACCGCGUAUGACAAGAUGGGCGACCUAACCCAGGCCAUUGAGUAUUACAACAAGUCUCUCAUGGAGCACCGUACCCCCGACGCGCUCUCCAAGCUCCGCGCCGCCGAGAAGGCCAAGGCCACGGCAGAGAAGGAGUCCUACAUCGACCCUACCGAAGCCGAGAAGGCUCGCGAGCUUGGCCAGAAGAAGUUCCAGGAGGCCGACUGGCCCGGUGCCGUCGACGCGUUCACCGAGAUGACCAAGCGCGCCCCUCAGGACCCCCGCGGUUUCUCCAACCGCGCCGCUGCUCUCGUCAAACUUAUGGCUUUCCCCGGGGCCGUUCAGGACUGCGACGAGGCGAUCGCCCGCGAUCCCAAGUUCGUCCGUGCGUACCUGCGCAAGGCCGCGGCCCUCAUGGCCAUGAAGGAGUACAACAAGGCUCUGGAUGUCUGCACCGAAGCCUCGGAACACGACGACGGAUCCUUCACUCGUGAGAUCGAGCAGCAGCAGCAGAAGUGUCUGGACUCUCAGUUCAGCGCUCGCGCGGGUGAGACGGAACAACAGACCAUGGAGCGAAUCCAGAACGACCCUGAUAUCAUGGCUAUUCUCCAGGACCCCGUCAUGCAGAGCAUCCUGCAGCAGGCCAAGACCGACCCUGCCGCUCUGCAGGAGCACAUGAAGAAUGCCCAGGUUCGGAUGAAGAUCCAGAAACUGAUGGCGGCCGGUGUGAUCCGUAUGGGGCGGUAA